CCAAACUUCAACUGAUCGCUUUGGAACACGAUUUCCCCAAAUAACCGCAAUUAACAAUGGUUGUUACUCGAAAUGGUGCUAUUAUAGCAAUGUCGGAAGACUCGGUAACGCUGGGGCGGGACCAUGUGCCUUCUGCUGUGGCAUCAACCACAGAGAUUGACUCGCCCGUUGCCAAUGUGGACACUGUUCCGUCCAUGAACAUACCGCGGUCUGCCUUUGAAAAGAAGUUUCAUGCCAAAGAGGAUGCUUUCAAAGAUCUGGCAAGAUUUGAGGAGCGAUUGCGAUACAAUAUGUACCGAAGGCGUCGAUCAGAGACAUAUUGGGGCGUGGGCUUCACUAUCCUCUUCAUUAUUCUCUUGUGGUGCUUGUAUCAGAUCUUUACAAAUAAGCGGGUGGACGAACAGGGCAUAUCUAUACCAAACUCAUGGCACGUUUUCGGCGUCACUGUUUUGGUAUCGGCCAUAACCAUUUUCGUUACAACGGGCACCCUCCGGACGACCAUGCUGUACUCGACUCGAUACAUUCAGAGAUGCAAUAGCGCUCUUCGACCUUUUAAUAUGGAGUUCAACAAGGACCGGAAAGGGGGCAUCUCGUUCCUCCAAAAGGUACCACCCGAAUUUCAGGAUGGAUAUGAGAAAUAUCGAGCAGAGUAUUGGCGACAACAAGCUUUGAAAAAGAAGAAGAAGAAGGGAUGAAGGAGACGAUCAAAGAUGCGUAGUGUGGGGAUUAAAGUGAAUUCAAUUCGGGCUUUGUAAAUAUACUGUUUAUCCGUUGCUGAACAGAAGUCAUCAGAUUGAGAUACAGACGGGGAGAGGGUGCUGAAUUGUAUAUUCUAAAAGUGAAAGCA
This is a messenger RNA of Spizellomyces punctatus DAOM BR117, 847 nucleotides long. RefSeq lists its product as uncharacterized. Gene Ontology annotation, cellular component: Nem1-Spo7 phosphatase complex; cytoplasm. The transcript has 5 exons. The coding region runs from base 57 to 695 and encodes 212 amino acids. NCBI's taxonomy places the organism in Eukaryota, Fungi, Chytridiomycota, Chytridiomycetes, Spizellomycetales, Spizellomycetaceae. Gene Ontology annotation, molecular function: protein phosphatase regulator activity. The record is from RefSeq and is a predicted model, not a curated record.